AUGAUGCAAGUUACACCCAUACCGGCGACGCCUGCCCAGUCUUACACCCCCGUGAAGGCACCCUUGGUCGAAGUAGAGAGACCUACAGAAGAAGAAGAAGCGUUACCAGAAGACCAUGUUCUCCAAAACCUAUCGACAGUAGACCGUCUAUUCAUCACCAAGAGACUGCGAGUGAAGAGUGUAUUGUUCCUUCGCGGGAAGAAAAAUAGAUUUUUCGUUAGAACUCCCGAUCAGAACCUGGUGUAUACUGUUGAGGAAGAGAAUAGCUGGUGGGUCGGUUACUUCUGCUACGGCCUGCGACCUCUACAGCUACACGUGAAGGACAGUGAAGGUGUCGAAGUGAUGAGGAUUGACCGCCCCUACGCGUGCACCGCCCGAGUGCUACCUUGUCAGUUGCAAAGGAUACAGGUAUUUUCACCGCCGGGCACUCGAAUAGGCAGUAUUGAGCAGCAGUGGACACCGGUGAGACCCGAGUAUGUCGUGAAGGGAGAAGAUGGUCAACAGGUGUUUUGGAUACGAGGUCCCUGCGUUACGAUCACCUUCUUCAAUGAUAUACAGUUCCAUAUAUACAGAAACGAUGGCACUGCUGUAGGCAGCACUAGCAAGCGCUGGCAAGGACUGUUCCACGCUAUGUUCUUUGCACCCAUUACUGACAGAUUCGGCGUUGCUUUCGAGAGAGACCUUUCUGUGACAGAGAAAGCAUUGAUUCUCGCCGCGACUUUACUUCUCGACUACAUGUACUAUGACGUG
Messenger RNA from Brenthis ino (lesser marbled fritillary), 750 nucleotides. The record is from the annotation of a GenBank genome assembly. NCBI's taxonomy places the organism in Eukaryota, Metazoa, Arthropoda, Insecta, Lepidoptera, Nymphalidae.